Messenger RNA from Rhizophagus irregularis DAOM 181602=DAOM 197198, 1661 nucleotides. RefSeq lists its product as uncharacterized. NCBI's taxonomy places the organism in Eukaryota, Fungi, Glomeromycota, Glomeromycetes, Glomerales, Glomeraceae. Gene Ontology annotation, molecular function: kynureninase activity; pyridoxal phosphate binding. Gene Ontology annotation, biological process: NAD+ biosynthetic process. The record is from RefSeq and is a predicted model, not a curated record. Gene Ontology annotation, cellular component: cytoplasm.
AAAAAAAAAGGGGGCAAUUUUUUUUGUUCUUUUCUUGAAGCUUUUAAAGAAGAAAAAAAUUAAAUUGUAAUGUUCGGUAUACUUGCACCACAUCUUAAAGAAUUUACAGAUGAUCUUAGUGAUGAAAUUAAAUAUCAAAAAAUUAAACAUGGUGUAAAAGAUGUUAAAGAAUUCUUAGAAAAACUUGCUAAUAGAGGAAAAGUUGAUCCUUUAAGUAAUGAUUUUGCUAAAUAUCUUGAUGAAAAUGAUAAAUUAAAAUAUUUGAGAUACGAAUUUACUAUCCCUAAAGCUCGUGAUAUUGUUAGUGAUGGUGUUGAGGCAUUGAGUCCUGAGGAUGAUUCAGUUUAUUUUUGUGGUAAUUCACUUGGAUUAAUGCCAAGACGUACAAGAGACUUGGUUAAUCAAGAACUUGACGUAUGGGCUUCAUCAGGUGUUGUUGGUCAUUUUAAGCAUAAACAUAAACGACCAUGGAUAUCCAUUGAAGAUAAUGUCAUAGAUAAAAUGGCAGAGAUUGUUGGUGCUAAACCUAUUGAGGUUGCUGUUAUGAAUACUCUUACUUCGAAUUUACAUUUACUUAUGGCAUCAUUUUAUACACCAACUACAAAAAAGAACCGAAAAAAGAUUUUAAUUGAGCCAAUGGCUUUUCCAUCGGAUCUUUACGCUGUGGAAUCUCAAAUUAGAUUUCAUGGAUUAGAUCCUGCUAAAGAGUUGAUCAAAGUGACACCACCUGAAGGAGAAAACGUUGUUCCACUUGAUAAUAUUCUCAAGAUUAUUGAAAAAGAAGGUCAUACUAUUUCUUUGGUAUUAUUUAGUGGAGUUCAUUAUUAUACCGGACAAUUCUUUAAAAUUAAAAAGAUCACUGAAGCUGCUCAAAAGAAGGGAUGCAUUGUAGGACUCGAUUUAUCUCAUGCCGUUGGUAAUGUUGUCCUUAAACUUCAUAAAUGGGGAGUUGAUUUUGCAGCGUGGUGUUCUUACAAGUAUUUGAAUUCUGGGCCUGGCGGUAUUGCUGGUAUAUUUCUCCACGAAAGACAUGCUAAUGAUUUCAAUCGUCCAAGAUUUGCAGGAUGGUGGGGAUCGGACAGAGGGACAAGAUUUCAAGUGGAUCAACAAUUUAAACCAAUUCCUGGAGCAGGAGGUUUUCAAGUAUCUAAUCCGUCAGUAUUGAAUAUGGUAUCGUUAAUUGCAAGUUUAGAACUAUUUUCUAAAACAAGUAUGGUACAUUUACGUGCAAAAUCCAUUUUAUUAACUGGAUACUUAGAAUAUCUAUUGGAUAAGCAGGUAAAUGGAUUAGGAUUUAAAAUAAUUUCGCCCCGUGAUCCGCAUCAGAGAGGGUGUCAACUUUCAUUAAAAUUUCUUGAUAAGAAUGUACGAGAUAAAGUUUCUAGAGAACUAAUGAGUUAUGGGAUAGUCAUUGAUGAACGUGAUGAUACUAUUAGAGUUGCACCAACUCCUAUGUAUAAUAAUUUUUCCGAAGUAUUUAAAUUUGUUAAAGCUCUUAAAAUUAUCAUGAGUGAUUUAGGUAUUAAAAAGUAGUAUUUAUAAUAUUUAUGGUUUGUGUAGAUUAUUUAGUUUAAAUUUAUGUAGUUCACAAGUUAGAUUAAAUUGUUCUUGGAAAUGUAUAUUAAAUAAUUCUUUAUUGCCUAAAUAAAUGUGAAUCUCUG